Messenger RNA from Exophiala viscosa, 2351 nucleotides. Its product is annotated as dipeptidyl-peptidase III. The coding region runs from base 56 to 2293 and encodes 745 amino acids. The record is from RefSeq and is a predicted model, not a curated record. Gene Ontology annotation, cellular component: cytoplasm. Lineage: Eukaryota; Fungi; Ascomycota; Eurotiomycetes; Chaetothyriales; Herpotrichiellaceae. Gene Ontology annotation, molecular function: metalloexopeptidase activity; dipeptidyl-peptidase activity. The transcript has a single exon. Gene Ontology annotation, biological process: proteolysis.
CGAGGGGUAACUUGUGCUUGUGCCUGCGUGUACCUGACGACCAGAUCCCUUUUUUAUGCCACGUUCAUCUCAGCAGAUUUCAUCACCUUCGAAAUUCAUCCGUAGGCUCUCCCAACUUGCCAAUCAGGCGGUGCGAACGCAAGAGUCCGGAUACACCAUGGACCCCGCCCUUCGCUCCCACUACCUUGCCGACCAUCCUCCUACUGUCGUUCGAUUGGAGAUCGCUCCUCACUUCGCUGCACUCUCACCAAAACAAAAACGUUACGCUCAUCACCUGAGUCGUGCUUCAUUCAAUGGUACCCGCGUUACGUUAGCCCAGGUCUCACCAGAAUCCCCCGUCGUCUACGAUCUCAUCCUAGCCUUACACCGCGCUUGCGACGGUGAUUAUAAGAAGAUCGCUGAGCAUACUUCGGUCCCUGCGUCCGAGAUAACACUGUGGUUACAGUACGCUGCACAGUUUCUAGGCAACUGUGGAAACUACAAGGGCUUUGGCGAUGUCAAGUUCAUUCCGAAGGUCUCCUCAGAGACACUCGAGAAAAUCUGCUCGGUGAAUAGUGAAUGUAACGACCUGUAUGCCAGAGCCACCGAAACAGGAGGAGGCAUCUACGAGACAAAAGAUGUCGCUCUGAUGCAUUUUGGAUAUCCUGAAGAUGGCCACAUGUCGACGUAUUAUCCCGAUUCACCAACUAUCACAAAAGAAGAGAUCUCAAUCGUGGGAGAGGUCCUUGAAGAGAAGAAACUCCUAAUAGAAAAUACCAGACUACGAAAGAUGGGCUCCGGUGAUUUCGAGGUGCUAAUAGCAUCGGGUAUCGCCAAUCCUCCGGUUGAGGCAAGAGACCUUGGUGAUGACUCGGUAAUCGACCUGAAAGGCAAGCUUGCAGGCAAGACGCUUACUCUGGUCUACGGCGACUACUUGAACGAAAUGGCCAAGAUCGCGCUGGAGAUCAAGAAGGCAAGGAAGGAGGCUGCCAACGAAAUUGAAGAGAAAAUGCUUGACGAAUAUGCCCGAUCUUUUGGCACUGGCAGUAUCCAAGGGUUUGUGGAAUCUCAACGAUAUUGGAUCAAGAACAAGAACCCUGUGAUCGAGACCGACAUAGGCUUUGUCGAAACCUAUCGUGACCCUCACGGUGUGCGUGGAGAAUGGGAAGGCUUCGUUGCGAUGGUCAACCAGGAACGCACUCGUGCUUUCGGUAAACUGGUCGACGCUGCUCCAAAAAUGAUCCCGAAGUUGCCAUGGAGCAGCGAAUUCGAGAAAGAUAACUUCCUAAGUCCAGACUUCACCUCCCUAGAAGUGUUGAGCUUUGCUGGUAGCGGUAUCCCGGCUGGCAUCAACAUCCCUAACUACGAUUUUAUCCGUCAAAAUGAGGGGUUCAAAAAUGUUUCGCUUGGUAAUGUACUGAGUGCGAAAGCUCCCAAAGAGCCGAUACCCUUCAUUCGGGAAGAAGACGACGAGUUGUACCGCACAUACCGCGACCCAGCGUUCGAGGUACAGGUCGGCAUUCACGAGCUUCUCGGCCACGGCUGCGGCAAGUUGCUGCAAGAAACGGCGCCAGGCGAAUACAACUUCGAUGUGAAGAAUCCUCCAGUCAGUCCCAUUACCAAGAAGCCCAUCACCUCCUGGUACAAACCAGGUCAGAGCUGGGGAAGCGUGUUUGGCGCAAUUGCAUCAUCAUACGAGGAGUGUAGAGCAGAGUGUGUGGCCAUGGCACUCUCUUGCGACUUUGAGAUCCUGAAAAUAUUCGGCUUUGGCGACGGUAAACGAGAAGCCAGCAACGAAGCAGGGGAUGUACUGUACGCCGCAUACCUGUCAAUGGCACGAGCUGGUGUCGCUGCCCUGGAAUAUUGGGAUCCUAAGUCGCAGAAAUGGGGGCAAAUCCACAUGCAAGCACGAUUUGCCAUUCUGCGGGCAUUCAUUGAUGCUGGCGGAAACUUCUGCGAGAUCAAGGCUCUCAACGGCUCCAUCAACGACCCUGAUGACCUUGAGAUCCAUCUGGACCGGACUAAGAUCCUGUCGCAUGGUCGGCCAGCAGUGGAGGACCUGCUCCAGAAACUUCACAUUUACAAGGCUACUGCCGAUUUUGCUGCAGGCAAGAAAUUAUAUGAUGAUGUUACGAGUGUGGAUUCGUGGUGGGCUGAGAAAGCGAGACCAAUAGUCUUGAAAAAGAAGACGCCCAGAAAGGUCUUCGUUCAGGCCAAUACGGUGUUGAAUGAGGAAACAGGUGAUGUAAGAUUGGUCGAGUAUGAGCCGACGUUAGAGGGAAUGGUCCAAAGCUACUUUGAAAGAGACGUGUAGAUCGAGACACUCCAAGUUACACGCUAUACUACAGAAAUAACGGGCUCGAACGCUAGAC